Molecule: messenger RNA, 2170 nt
Organism: Globicephala melas (long-finned pilot whale)
Lineage: Eukaryota; Metazoa; Chordata; Mammalia; Artiodactyla; Delphinidae
Source: RefSeq, a predicted model, not a curated record
CUGACAUGUCUUAAAUUCUGCCCUGGGAAGCUCUGGGAUGCUGUCAGCUGCCGGGCAACUUCUUUUCUUAAGCUCAGUAAUUGAGAGUCUCACCAGAGACCAAGAAAUAAAACAGAAAUUGAGGAUUUUUUUGCCUUUUAAAUUGAGGAUUGUCUCUUCUUUUCAUUGGCUUUUAAAAAAUCUGGUAGAAGAGAGGGCAUCUUCACAGUGGGGCUAUAUUAAUUCCUUCAAAGUUACAGCUGCUCUAAACCUGCCUUCUCGUGUAGAUAUGGCAACAAGCAGCCAACACUUCUCAUCGUUUGAUACAAAACAGGCAUCCGGACAGCACCGAACAUCUAAUGUGAAAAGGUCACUGUCAACCAAGGUGGAUCUCAGGAGUGGCCUGGAAGAAUGUGCAAUGGCCCUGAACUUAUUUCUAAGUAACAAAUUUACAGAUGCCUUAGAAUUGCUUCGACCAUGGGCUAAGGACAGCAUGUACCAUGCCUUGGGCUACAGUACCAUUGUGGUGCUGCAGGCCGUCAUGACCUUCGAGCAACAGGACAUCCAAAAUGGCAUUUCUGCCAUGAAGGACGCCUUACAAACUUGCCAAAAAUACAGGAAAAAAUGCACAGUCGUAGAAUCUUUCUCAAGUCUUCUUUCUAGAGGAUCAUUGGAACAGCUGACUGAAGAGGAAAUGCAUGCCGAAAUCUGUUAUGCCGAGUGCCUCCUACAGAAAGCAGCCCUCACGUUUGUGCAGGAUGAAAAUAUGAUCAACUUCAUCAAAGGUGGACUCAAAAUUAGAACAAGUUACCAAAUAUAUAAAGAAUGUCUUUCUAUCCUGCACGUAAUUCAGAAGAACAAAGUUGAGCAGCAGUUCUUCUAUGAGUUUGAAGGUGGCGUCAAGCUUGGAAUAGGGGCCUUUAAUUUGAUGCUGUCCCUUUUACCAGCACGGAUUAUCAGACUACUAGAAUUUAUAGGAUUUUCUGGAAAUAGGGAGUUGGGCAUCCUGCAGUUACGGGAAGGUGCCUUAGGAAGAAGCAUGAGGUCUCCACUAUGCUGCUUAACUAUGCUAGCUUUUCAUACUUAUAUCUCCCUGAUACUUGGUACAGGAGAAGUGAAUGUUGUGGAAGCAGAGCGUCUCCUUGAACCCUACCUCCAGCAGUUUCCAAAUGGCUCCCUCAUGUUGUUUUAUCAUGGCCGGAUAGAGCUGCUGAAAGGAAAUGUGGAAGAGGCACAAGAGAUAUUUCGAAAAUGCAUUUCAGUUCAAGAAGAAUGGAAACAGUUUCACCAUCUCUGUUAUUGGGAGCUGAUGUGGAUUUUUGUAUUCCAACAAAACUGGAGGGAGGCGUAUUACUAUUCAGAUCUGCUUUGCAAAGAGAGUAAAUGGUCCAAGGCAACAUAUGUGUUCUUAAAAGCUGCAAUUUUGAGUAUGCUUCCAGAGGAAGAUGUAGUAGCAACUAAAGAGGAUGUGGUAACUUUAUUUAGACAGGUGGAUGGCUUGAAGCAGAGAAUUGCUGGGAAAUCGAUCCCUACAGAGAAGUUUGCUGUGAGGAAGGCUCGACGUUACUCUCCCUCGUUGCCCGCACCCGUGAAGCUCGUCUUGCCUGCCCUGGAAAUGAUGUAUGUUUGGAAUGGUUUUCCACUAUUGAGCAGAAGAAAAGAUCUUUCUGAAAGUCUGUUGGUGACUGUUGAAAAGGCUGAGGCAGAUCUACAAAGUGAAAGGAAACGAGUGGAUGAGAAGGCUCAAGAAACUGGGACCCAAAGGAGGAACUCAAAGUUUGUACUAUUUAACAAAGAACCAAAACAACAGUCCAGCGACUACUCUGUAGAUGAUGAAUGCUUAGUGAAGUUGCUGAAAGGAUGCUGCCUGAAGAACUUACAGCGGCCUUUGCAAGCGGAAUUGUGUUUCAAUCACGUUGUCCAAAGUGAAAAGCUACUGAAGUAUGACCACUACCUAGUGCCAUUUACUCUGUUUGAGUUGGCAUUUUUGUAUAAAAACCAAGGGGAAAUUGACAAGGCCAUAAAGGUCCUAGAAACUGCAAGGCUCAGCGGCCAUGGCUCAUGGGCCCAGCCGCUCCGCGGCGUGUGGGAUCUUCCCAGACUGGAGCACGAACCCACAUCUCCUGCAUUGGCAGGCGGACUCUCAACCACUGCGCCACCAGGGAAGCCCUCCAAUCCUCUUAAUGCCUGA